Messenger RNA from Musa acuminata subsp. malaccensis (wild Malaysian banana), 1281 nucleotides. RefSeq lists its product as uncharacterized. NCBI's taxonomy places the organism in Eukaryota, Viridiplantae, Streptophyta, Magnoliopsida, Zingiberales, Musaceae. The record is from RefSeq and is a predicted model, not a curated record.
CUCUCGCUCUCGUCCUCCAACACCGUUCGUUCUCCUUCUACUCGUCUUUCAUAUCUCCCUUCUUCCUCGUAUUCGCGUUCGUGUUCGAUUCUUCGGCAGCCCACGAUGGCCCGCAUUGCUGGUGGAGUUAACGGGCGAUCCAGUUUAUUUUGGGUGAGGAACUGUCUUCACCAAUAGUUCAAUAGAAUGAUAGAUAAGUUCAGCAAACACAGAUUGGUCAGCGGUAGGAGUGCGAUGCCAGCGGGAGACAAGAAACAAAAAGUCUCAGUGAAGAAAGUUGCUCUGAGAGAGUUGUCAAAUGAAUCCGGGAAUAUCAUUAACUGGCAACCAGAAAAUUUUAUUCUGAAAGAAAAGGGACAAGACCCGGAUUUGAUUAAGGUAUAUGUCCCUGAUUCUGCAAGAUUAGCUGGAUCCAAAAGGAAGCAAUCCGAUGGUCCAGCAAAUCCUUCCAGCUCUCAGAUGCCAGGCAAAAUUUGUUCACAUGGAAAUCUCGUCUAUGUUCGUAGAAGGCUUGAAACAGAACAAGCCAAGACUGGCACUUCAGGCAAUGCUAAUAAAGAUGAAUCUUCUGAAUCAAGGAUGUCAGAAGGCGUUGUCACGGUGGAACCAAAUCCGGUUCUGAAUAAAAUCCAGGAACCUAAAACUGCUACUUUCGGGGGACCGUCGGAUCUUAAUUCUUGUGAGAAGACCAACUCUGGGUUAGUAGUUUCAGAACCACAUGACUCAAGUGUUAUCAGUGAAACUCCUGUAAUUCACGAUUCACUUAAAGUGAAUAAUCAAGAUCGGGGAGAAAGAUUCCUUCAGUUGCAGAUGUUCUUAAAGAGCUGCAAUCAAUCCGGCCAAGAGGAUUAUAUGCAAAUGCUCCGGUCCUUAUCUGCUGCUGGUCGAAGUAAGCAUGCUGUCGAGUUGGAGAAAAGAGCAAUACACCUCUUGUUGGAGGAAGGUAAAGAAUUACAUCGCAUGAAAGUUCUUAAUGUUUUGGGCAAAGCCUCACAACAGGAUCAUGUGAUGCAACCAGCUCAUGCGUCAUCGUCUUUAUAAUCACAUUUUCAGAGAUGAGAACAAGGUAAAUAGUGUCAACUCAAAGAGUUAAACAUGUAAAAGAUGUGGAUCUUUGAUUUUGUAGUCUCGUGACAGUUAUCUUUGCGUGGAGUUGAGAACUCUUGUUUGAUCUGGAAAAGAGAUGCUCCCAUGUCAUAUAAAGAGCCUAUGUAACUUUGAUUUCAGUUUUUAGAUGUGUAUGCAACUAAUAAGAGUAACAUGGAAUUUUGCUUGGAAUUA